AUUUAAAAAUGUGAAUUAUCAAUUGUUUUAACUUUUUUUGUUAUUAUAAUCUCAUAAAUAAUAAGUUCUGUUUUUGUCUGAUUUAAUAAUCGUGGCAGGGAGUAAUUAACUAAUUAAUUGUAUGUGGUUUGUAACCUCACAUCUCUAAAUGGCUACUCGAUUUUGAAAAACCAUCGGAAAUUUUGUGGUGUUUUUCUUUUGUUUUGUUCUGUUCUCGUUAAUUUAACACGAUGGCUGGGUCGUUUGAUCAUCACGAUAAAGAUAGCUGGUAUUUUGGACCGAUGUCUCGACAAGAUGCAACUGAUUUAUUAAUGAGUGAAAAAGAGGGUGGAGUGUUUUUGGUUCGUGAUAGUGCUUCAAUUCGUGGUGAUUUUGUUUUAUGUGUCAGGGAGGACAGUAAAGUGAGCCAUUAUAUAAUAAAUAAAAUUCAACAAUCUGAUCAAACAAAGUAUCGUAUUGGGGAUCAAGUUUUCACAGAUUUACCAAAUCUAUUGGCAUUUUAUAAAUUACAUUAUUUGGAUACAACACCAUUAAUUCGACCGGCUACACAUCGUAUUGAAAAAGUUAUUGCCAAAUUUGAUUUUGUUGGAGUGGAUUCAGAUGAUUUGCCAUUUAAAAAAGGUGAAAUAUUAACAAUUAUAUCCAAAGAUGAGGAUCAAUGGUGGACUGCACAAAAUAAUUUGGGUCAAAUUGGAUCAAUUCCAGUACCUUACGUACAAAAAUACGAAGAAAAUAAUCAUUCAAGUAUUGAAAAUUCGCGACCUGGGUCUGGAGGACCUGCACCAAUGAAUCAAGCAGCUCAACAAGUUGAAGCCCAAAUUAGACGAAGUCAAUUAAAUAGAAAAUUGCCGGCUCUGGCUCGCGUAAAACAGGCGCGUGUACCAAAUGCGUACGAUAAGACUGCUUUAAAAUUAGAAGUUGGUGAUAUGAUAAAAGUAACAAAAAUCAAUAUAAAUGGUCAGUGGGAGGGUGAAUUACGUGGUAAAAUAGGUCAUUUCCCAUUCACGCACGUCGAAUUCGUUGAGAACGAUGACACGCAGAAUGAGGACAGUUAGUCUUUUAGUACUUUUUAUCCAAUUUUUAUUAUUAUUUUCAAAAUUUUUAUUUUUUGAAAAUUUUGAUUCCUUUUUGCCAAAUUCUCUCAUCUUUAAGUUUAAUUAUUUUUUUGUUUAAAUAAUUUGUUCGCAUAUUCUAAUUUUUAUAAUUCAUGCGAAAAUUUGCGUCGUUAAAAAUCAUUUUACAAGAGUUUAUUUUAUUUUUUCAUACAUCCAAAAAAAUCAUUCAAUUUGGAAUCGAAACAAUUAUUUAUUCCAAAAAAUUUAGUAUGGUCGUAUUUAUACAGAUAUGGGCACAAUUACGGUGGAGGGUGGGGGAUAAACCUGUUAUUUAAGACAUUUCAAAAUGGGGCAGACAUUUUGAAGCAUUAAAUUUGAGGCUAGAUUUGUUUAGAUUCGACUGUGCUACAAAUUCAUGAUCAUAUAUUUCACAGAUAUUGGCCCAAAUCAAAGACUGCUGAUGAAAUUAAUUUUGCUCAAAUCGUUACGUCUGUCGAGAAGUGCGCCAUAGUUUUUUUAGAAGUCUGUCGAAAAUGACGCCAUAGUUUUUUUUAGAAAUUUUAUCGAAAAAAGCUCUGCAUCAAUAAAUUAUUCGAAUUUUUUGGCUCAAAUUUCGACAAAAUAUACUUCAGCGAAGCUGUAGCUCCAUUGGAUUUCUCCAUUAGCCGUAUACUUGAUUUGCGUGACUUUCUGUCUGUAAUUCGAAAGAUCCAGGAUUAUUCUAGAGUCCAUAUUGUAGAAAGCUUAAUUUUUUCGUCAGUUUUAAUAUGAUUUUCGUUUUCCUUGGAUCAAAGUUAGUCCGGAAAGUGAUUUUUGUAAAAAUCGAAGACAAAAAAGCUAUGGUAUUUGAGAUAUUAAUUUCAAUCACCUCGAAAAUCGACCAAAUACUUCCAGAAUAUAGGAUUGCUUAAUAUAUUAUCAUGGUUAUUACAAGUUACAAGGGCUUCCACAAAAACUUGGUGCUAAGUCCGAAUUUUUGUUACAUUUCGAACGGUGCUCGAAAUGAAAUUUAGAAUAAACCAAAUUUACAAUAAUUUUUUUUUGGAAUAAAAAAUUGUAAAACUAUUGAGUCUCUACGUAGCUCCAGAAUAUUUUUAAAGCUAAAUUGAGGUCUCCUAAUUCACACGAAUACGUAUAAAGGUUCAUUCACACUAAAUACCGUUGAUUCUUUUAAUUAAUUUUUUACGUAUUUUUCAUAUCCGUCCGUAAAUGAAAAUGCCUUAUUGGUCACGGAUUUGAAUUGUGUAACGGAUUCAGUGUGUACGAAUCUUAAGAAUAAAUUAUGCAACGACUUUUUUUAUAGAAUAAAACCAGGUAAAGAAUUCAAACUUAAUCAACGGAUUCAAAUAUUUCCUAAAAUAUGCCAAUUACAAAUAAAUAAUACAGGUGUAAUUUGUUGGAUUCAAGGAGGUAGAAGUGUAACUUUCAAGGUCAAUUUAAAUCAGGGUGGCGAUCGACCUAGAAACGUUAGGAAUUUUUUACAAUGUGGUAAAGUCAGGAAACUUAAUAUCGGUCA
Molecule: messenger RNA, 2571 nt
Organism: Chrysoperla carnea
Lineage: Eukaryota; Metazoa; Arthropoda; Insecta; Neuroptera; Chrysopidae
Gene: Crk
Product: adapter molecule Crk
Exons: 6
Coding region: 231-1055 (274 amino acids)
Molecular function (GO): protein binding
Source: RefSeq, a predicted model, not a curated record